Messenger RNA from Acyrthosiphon pisum (pea aphid), 1233 nucleotides. RefSeq names its product THAP domain-containing protein 2-like. Lineage: Eukaryota; Metazoa; Arthropoda; Insecta; Hemiptera; Aphididae. The transcript is spliced from 2 exons. Gene Ontology annotation, molecular function: sequence-specific DNA binding. The coding region runs from base 186 to 1061 and encodes 291 amino acids. The record is from RefSeq and is a predicted model, not a curated record.
AGCAAUAUCAAAUAUUGAAGUUGGGAAAAUGGCCGACUUUUCUUAUCAAAGGGCCCAUUGUUUACAUAGUUCUUGUUGAUAAAAUUGUAAUAACGUAUUAAGAUUAACGUAUUACUGUAAAUUGUAAAUUGUAAUAUUACAAUUCAUUUUCUUUUAAUUAAUUUCUUUAUUAAGAUUAAUUUAAGAUGGUGCACAGAUGUUUUGUUGGAAACUGUCCCAAUAAAAAAGUAACUGGAAGUGGUAUUCAUUUCUUUUCAUUUCCAAAAGACGAUGAUCUAAAAAAAUUAUGGUUAAAAUCUAUAAAAUUAAAGUAUGGUGUACAAACACAACAUAGUCGUGUCUGUAGUGACCAUUUCACUAAAAAUGAUUUCAAAACUAUUGUGGGAGGUCGAAAUCACAUUUUAUUAAAAAACGACGCUGUUCCUACAAUUUUUAUUGCUAAAAGAACAACAGAAAAAAUUAAUGAUGGCAUAAGAAUUGCAUCAAAUGAAAACCCUACGUCCUCACAUGCUAUAGAUACUAAUAUACAACUAGUUGAUUCAGCAAUGUUAUUGGAAGAAAAUUCUAUAGAUGUGCAGCAUGAAGACGCCCAUAUAGUGGAAAAGUCUGAAGUCGCAACAUGUAAGCGACCGAAAAGAAAACUUACGUAUGGCUUAGUUGAAACUGAAAAUAAUAUUAGCCCUUCUCGGUCAUCUUACACGCUGCCAAAAAGAGGAAGACCUACAACCAAAAGUCCAGCUACACCUCGUAAAACAUUAAUUAAGAGCAAAGUUAAAAUCCUGCAACAAAAAGUAAGAAGACUAAAAACUAAAAUAAAAACUCUUAACGAUGUAUUGGAAGAAUUAAAAAAAAAAGGGUUGAUCGAAAAUGAUCCAUGUGAUCUUAUAGAAAAUGAAUUUGAAGGCAUUCAACUCGAAAUUUUGAAAAAUGAAUUGACUAAUAAGAAAAGAAAGCCUACCGGAUGUAGAUAUAGCGAUGAAAUAAAAAAAUUUGCUCUUACACUUCAUUACUAUUCGCCUAAGGCAUAUAAAUUUUGUCGGUUAGUACCUACUAAUAUCUAAGUAAGAAACAGUCUUGGGUAAAAUACUUUUUAAAAGUAUUUGGAAUAAAUACUCGAAUAUUCAUGAAAAAUAGUAUUCCGAAUAUGUAUUCGAAUACAUAAUAAAAAUAGUAUUCUGAAUGAAGUAUUAGAAUACUAUAAAACUAUUCCAAUACUUUAAAAAUAUUUUUUUG